CGUUGCCAACAAGGUGUGGCAACAACAAGAGACCACAAGUUAUCACUAGACUACUCUAGAAAAGAAAAGAAAAAGGAUAUCAUUCAAGUAGAGAGUGAUGAUGAUGAAGGGAGCGUCAUUGGCAGCCGAUAUAAAGAGAAAUCUCGGGGCGAUCAAGGAAAGGGUGUUGGAGAAACUGGCGGCGGCUGCGGUCCCAGCCGAUACUUUGGAGAAUGCUAGGCAUGUUUUAGAGAGCGUGGUGAGGGAUGUUACGGUUGCUGCUCACGGUCUUACCAAGGAUGCUUUGCACCGCGUCAAGACUCGUCUUGUUGAUAUUAUUCCUUCACUUUCCCCUGCAAUUACUAGAAAGAUGGUGGAUGAUGCCGAGAAGGAAGCUAAUGAAGAACGCAAAAGCGAAGAAGGAGAAGAGCCAAGGCAAGAUGAUCAUCAACUCAGCGGGAAGUCCACAUUUGCGUCACCGGCGUCUUCUCUGUUUGCUUUAAUCAAACCGUUAUCCAGGCUUUGAAGAUUAUAUAGGAAACUCCGAGCAUACUUGUUUUUGUCUACAUUUUGCUUCGGAAAAAUAAUGUUUAGAGAGCAUAUGCAGUCAAAUCUCUAGUUAAAUAAUAAUGGAAAAUCACUUGAUGUGAAGAAAGAUAAAGAUUCUGUAGUUUCUUUAACUAUUUCUGUCGUGGAUGUUCUUUAUUUUGCUUUGUAUAUUAGGUAAUGGUGGUUGAUGCUAACACAGAAUACCGGUCGAGUUAUCUGAUUUUAUGGAUUCAGAUGUAGAAUUUGAUUGUGAUAUGAGAUAUCAUGUUCAGGCAAGUAAAGCUCAUAUCAACUGGAGAAGCAAGGCUCCAACAGAAUAGGCAAAGGAUUUCCUCUAGCAUUUCAAUCAGUUGGGAAUCAGUGAGCACUUCUUGCAUAAGCUAAUAAUGGU
This is a messenger RNA of Hibiscus syriacus, 919 nucleotides long. RefSeq lists its product as uncharacterized. The record is from RefSeq and is a predicted model, not a curated record. Bases 98 to 505 code for a protein of 135 amino acids. The transcript is spliced from 2 exons. Lineage: Eukaryota; Viridiplantae; Streptophyta; Magnoliopsida; Malvales; Malvaceae.